This is a messenger RNA of Sphaeroforma arctica JP610, 267 nucleotides long. RefSeq lists its product as hypothetical. The coding region runs from base 1 to 267 and encodes 88 amino acids. The record is from RefSeq and is a predicted model, not a curated record. The transcript is spliced from 2 exons. NCBI's taxonomy places the organism in Eukaryota, Ichthyosporea, Ichthyophonida.
AUGGAUGGAUGGAUGUACCGUUGUGUGCGUACAGGUAAUGUCGAAGAGAGCGAUGAGGAUGAUGACAGUGACAGUCAGAGUGUGGGGGUCAAUGCCAACAAACAGGCGGUCACGGACCAGGCAGCCGAGGCUCGCUCAAUAUCUAAGAAGGCGCAUGAGGAGAAAAAAGUUAAAGACAAGCUCGAUCUGCAAAAGGACAAAGACAGCAAAGCCGAAAAGAAGGAGAAACGGAAGGCAGCCACCGUGAAGCAGGAGAGGCGCCGAUGA